UAACUGAGAAUCAACCUAUCCUGAUCCUAGUUCCACGUCCCCGAGCCCAAACAUCGCUUAAACCCCAAAAACCCUUGCUCUGAAACAGAAGAGAAAACGAUGAGGUCGUUUCAUUAGGUAGUCUGGUGGCGGGAAACCUCAUCGAAGAAUCCCAUAUGACAGACGAGAAGAAACCAACGGCCUCGAUCUCUGACAACUCCAACCACUCGCUCGAUCAACGGCCGGAAUCUCCCCAGCGGCCUCCGAAGAUCCCCAGAAUCUCCGUCGAAGAGGACGGGGACAGAGGAGAUUUCGAACAACCGAAAGAGCCAAUUCUCGUUGACGAUACGAUGAGCCAGAAAAACCCUAGGUUGCAGCGGUACUUGGUUGCGAUCGAGUACAUCGGGACUCGAUUCGCCGGGGCUCAGAAACAGCCCAACGACAGGACAGUCGUCGGUGUACUCGAGGAAGCGUUUCAUAAAUUUAUUGGACAGCCAGUUUCAAUAUUUUGCUCAAGCCGAACUGAUGCUGGAGUACAUGCCUUAUCAAAUGUUUGCCAUGUAGAUGUGGAACGUAUAAGCAAAAGGAGACCUGGUGAAGUGUUACCACCUCAUGAACCUGCCGUGGUUAGAAGAGCUGUAAAUCAUUUCUUACAGAAGAAUGAGGGAGAUAUAAUGGUGAUAGAUGUUCGAUGUGUUACGCCUGAUUUUCAUGCUAGAUAUAAAGCUCAAGAACGCACGUACUUCUAUCGCUUGCUGUCUGGACCAGAGCCUUUGUCAAUCUUUGAGAAAGAUCGUGCUUGGCAUGUGCCUGAGGAGCUAGAUAUCCUAGCUAUGCAGAGAGCGUGCAGGGUUCUUGUAGGACACCAUGAUUUCAGUUCCUUCAGGGCAGCUUCCUGUCAGGCGAAGUCACCUAUCAGAACUUUAGAUGAAAUCAGUGUGACCGAGGUAGUUUCAACUCCAUAUUUUCCUUCACUCCGAGAUAGGGAAGUAAGCAUUUCCACGGGGGAUAGUUUGCUUGCUUUGCCCACUGCGGCAAAGAUUGAUCCUCUUGAUUUGAUUUCCGAAGAAGAAAAAGUAAUAAAUCCCAAUGGUGAAUCCAAUUGCGAAUUUGGCAUGAGGAGAAGACAUCAUUGCUAUGUGGUCACUACAAGGGCAUGCUCCUUUCUGUACCACCAGGUCCGCUUGCUAGUUGGAGUUCUCAAAUGCGUUGGCACGGGAGAACUUACUAUUUCUGAUGUUGAGCGCAUCCUGAAUGCAAAGUCAGUUACAGCGGCGAGUCCCAUGGCUCCGGCAUGUGGUCUCUACCUUGGAAGAGUGAAAUACGAUUUGUCCUCGGACAUGUCAACAUAACUUGCAGAAAUUGUUCGAAAAGGUUAUCUACCGAUUGCACCAUUUAGAGAACGACUCUUCUCAUAGCACCUGAUUAGAAACUCCUGGUUAGUGAAAUAAAUCUCAGAGAAGUAGAAGACUUGGGAAGUGACCGCACUUUGUCGUCCAUGAACAGAGCGUAUUGCUAGCUGUGGCCAACUGGUAUAUGGGUUAUAGAAACCAGCUUGGUUGUGUGGAUUUUGUACUCAUGGGUAGGACUGGGUUAUUUAUUUUCAUUUAGCCAAUAGGAAAUUUUUGUGCGGAGCUUUGCCAAUUUGGGCAUCUGCACGUCAUUUUAUUUUCAAGGAACAUAAACAUUAAUUCGUCUUUUCAUUUAAGUAGAAUGUAAUGUGGUUUUUAAAAAAAAUCCUAAUCACGGGGCUUUGUGAUU
Molecule: messenger RNA, 1740 nt
Organism: Rhododendron vialii
Lineage: Eukaryota; Viridiplantae; Streptophyta; Magnoliopsida; Ericales; Ericaceae
Exons: 10
Coding region: 156-1331 (391 amino acids)
Biological process (GO): tRNA pseudouridine synthesis
Molecular function (GO): pseudouridine synthase activity; RNA binding
Source: RefSeq, a predicted model, not a curated record